AGAGUUAGGAGCUGCUCCAUUUCCUCCUGGCUUAAAGAGCUCAGCCCGCAAACCUGGGCGAGGGAGCGUCGAGCAGUAGCGUCCAGGAUGCUCCGAGGGGCGGAUUUCGGAAGCGGACCUGAGGAUUACUGAGGAGCAGCCGGGCGGGAGAGCGGGGGCUGCUCUGCGUCCCUCCGGGGAGAGCCAUGGGUUGCAGCCUACCCCCUCCGGAGGCGGCACUUCGGCACUUCCAGCCGGUGGCACGGCACCCAGCCUCCUUAACCCUGCUCUGCCCGUCCCCGCCGUCUUCCUCACGGGGCUCCACGCUUUAGAAUGGCUGCCCUCUUUUCUCCAGGCUCAGGUGCAGGGAGGGCUCUCCGAGGCUGAGCUUGGAAGGGUCCGCCCGCCUCCCCCGGACCGCGGGCUCCUGGAUGGUCUCCCUGCCUCUGGCCGGCGCCUUCUUCGUCCCUGGGCUCGGCUGUGGGGGCCCGGAGGAUUUCCCCCGCUCUUUUCUUCCGAGGGAGGAUUGUUCUGAGAAGGGUCCUUAAUGCAUUAUGGCUCACGCGGCGUCGCAGCUCAAGAAGAACCGAGAUUUAGAACUUAACCCCGAAGAGGAGAAUGAGAAAAAGAGGAAGCACAGGAAGAGGUCCAAGGAUAGGAAGAAAAAGUCUGACACCAAUGCAAGCUACCUACGAGCAGCCCGAGCAGGCAACUUGGAAAAAGCUCUUGACUACUUAAAGAAUGGAGUGGACAUCAACAUUUGUAAUCAGAAUGGGCUGAAUGCUCUCCAUCUCGCUUCCAAAGAAGGCCACGUAGAAGUUGUGUCAGAGCUGAUCCAGAGAGGCGCCAAUGUGGAUGCAGCAACCAAGAAAGGAAACACAGCUUUGCACAUUGCAUCCUUGGCUGGGCAGACCGAGGUGGUGAAGGUGCUGGUGACAAAUGGGGCCAACGUCAAUGCACAGUCGCAGAAUGGCUUCACACCACUGUACAUGGCAGCCCAAGAAAAUCAUUUGGAAGUGGUUAAGUUUCUUCUUGAUAAUGGAGCUAGCCAGAGCCUCGCCACUGAGGACGGCUUCACCCCGUUGGCAGUGGCUCUCCAGCAGGGCCAUGACCAGGUGGUCUCCUUGUUGCUCGAAAACGACACGAAGGGCAAAGUCCGGCUCCCUGCGCUCCACAUCGCUGCACGCAAGGAUGACACCAAGGCGGCUGCUUUGCUACUGCAGAACGAUCACAAUGCCGAUGUGGAGUCCAAGAGUGGCUUCACUCCUCUGCACAUAGCUGCUCACUACGGGAACAUCAACGUAGCUACGCUUCUAUUAAACCGUGGGGCAGCUGUGGACUUUACUGCCAGGAAUGACAUCACUCCCCUCCAUGUAGCAUCCAAAAGAGGGAACACCAACAUGGUAAAGCUGUUACUUGACAGAGGAGCCAAAAUUGAUGCCAAAACAAGGGAUGGCCUGACGCCUCUGCAUUGUGGAGCCCGAAGUGGCCACGAACAAGUGGUGCGGAUGCUGCUCGACCGCGGAGCCCCUCUUCUUUCCAAAACGAAGAAUGGCUUGUCUCCAUUGCAUAUGGCGACCCAAGGGGACCAUCUCAACUGCGUUCAGCUCCUGAUUGAGCACCACGUACCGGUGGAUGAUGUGACCAAUGAUUACCUGACCGCACUUCAUGUAGCCGCUCACUGUGGCCAUUACAAGGUUGCCAAGGUUUUGUUGGACAAGAAGGCAAAUCCUAAUGCCAAAGCACUGAACGGUUUCACGCCUCUCCACAUUGCCUGCAAAAAGAACCGAAUUAAAGUAAUGGAACUUCUGCUGAAACACGGAGCCUCCAUUCAAGCUGUCACCGAGUCGGGUUUGACUCCGAUCCAUGUGGCUGCCUUCAUGGGACAUGUAAAUAUUGUUUCACAGCUGAUGCACCACGGAGCUUCUCCCAACACAACCAAUGUGAGGGGCGAGACAGCCCUACAUAUGGCUGCCAGAGCCGGCCAGUCAGAAGUGGUUCGGUCCUUAGUUCAAAAUGGAGCUCAGGUGGAAGCUAAAGCCAAGGAUGACCAAACGCCACUGCACAUUUCUGCGCGUCUGGGCAAAGCCGAUAUAGUCCAGCAGCUGUUACAACAAGGAGCCUCUGGAAAUGCUGCCACAACAUCCGGCUAUACCCCAUUGCACCUUUCAGCACGAGAAGGACAUGAAGAUGUGGCGUCCGUCCUUUUGGACCAUGGGGCCUCCUUGAGUAUCAUUACCAAGAAAGGAUUUACCCCUCUACAUGUGGCAGCCAAAUAUGGCAAAAUAGAAGUUGCCAACCUCCUACUUCAGAAAAACGCUUCUCCAGAUGCGGCUGGAAAGAGUGGUUUAACUCCACUGCAUGUUGCGGCACAUUACGAUAAUCAGAAAGUGGCACUUCUCCUUUUGGACCAAGGAGCUUCUCCUCACGCCUCUGCAAAGAACGGUUACACUCCGCUGCACAUUGCUGCCAAGAAGAACCAGAUGGACAUAGCAACCACAUUGCUGGAAUACGGUGCUGAUGCCAAUGCUGUGACCAGACAAGGCAUUGCUCCCGUGCAUCUGGCUUCCCAAGAGGGCCACAUGGACAUGGUCUCCUUGCUUCUCACCAGAAAUGCCAACGUGAACCUCAGCAACAAGAGUGGCCUGACUCCACUGCACUUGGCAGCCCAGGAGGACAGAAUCAACGUGGCAGAGGUGCUGGUCAACCAAGGAGCUGUGGUGGAUGCACCCACGAAGAUGGGCUACACUCCAUUACACAUCGGGUGCCACUAUGGAAACAUAAAGAUAGUUAAUUUCCUCCUGCAGCAAUUUGCAAAAGUGAAUGCCAAAACCAAGAACGGCUACACCCCCCUGCACCAAGCUGCUCAGCAAGGACACACCCACAUCAUCAAUGUCCUGCUGCAGAACGGUGCAUCCCCCAACGAGCUCACUGUGAAUGGGAACACUGCCCUGGCCAUUGCCAAACGACUGGGCUACAUUUCUGUCGUCGACACACUGAAAAUAGUGACGGAAGAGACAAUGACGACAAUUACGGUUACAGAAAAACAUAAAAUGAAUGUUCCAGAAACCAUGAAUGAAGUUUUGGACAUGUCGGAUGAUGAAGCAUGUAAAGCGAAUGCCCCUGAAAUUCUCAGUGAAGGUGAAUAUAUUUCAGACGCUGAAGAAGGUGAAGAUGCAAUGACAGGUGACACGGACAAGUAUCUCGGACCCCAGGAUCUCAAAGAAUUAGGGGACGAUUCUCUGCCUGCCGAAGGCUACGUGGGCUUCAGUCUGGGAGCCCGGUCUGCCAGCCUCCGCUCCUUCAGUUCGGAUAGGUCCUACACCUUGAAUAGAAGCUCUUACACCCGGGACAGCGUGAUGAUCGAAGAACUUCUGGUGCCACCAAAGGACACGCCCCCGACAUUACCUAGAGAAGUGGACUCGGAUUCCCUCCGUCAUUACAGCUGGGCUGCAGAAACCUUGGAUAAUGUUAAUCUUGUGUCUAGUCCUAUUCACUCAGGUUUUCUGGUCAGCUUUAUGGUGGAUGCCCGGGGGGGCUCCAUGCGUGGCAGCCGCCACCACGGCAUGAGGAUCAUCAUCCCGCCACGCAAGUGCACGGCUCCCACCCGCAUCACUUGCCGCUUGGUGAAGAGAGCCAAGCUGGCCAGCCCCCCACCAAUGGUUGAAGGAGAAGGAUUAGCCAGCCGGCUGAUUGAGAUGGGUCCUUCUGGGGCACAGUUCCUGGGUCCGGUUGUGGUGGAAAUCCCACAUUUCGGAUCGAUGCGAGGAAAGGAACGAGAGCUGAUCGUGCUGCGGAGUGAAAAUGGGGAAACCUGGAAAGAGCAUCAGUACGAUAGCAAGCACGAGACCCUCCUGGAGGUCCUGAAUGGCAUGAAUGAAGAGCUGGACAGUGUGGAAGAGCUGGAGAAGAAGCGGAUCUGCAGAAUCGUCACCAAGGACUUCCCUCAGUAUUUUGCGGUGGUUUCGCGAAUUAAGCAAGAGAGCAACCAGAUUGGGCCGGAAGGAGGAAUCCUAAGCAGCACGACUCUGCCUCGGGUCCAAGCUGCGUUCCCUGAAGGCGCAUUGACGAAAAGGAUUCGAGUGGGCCUCCAGGCUCAACCAGUGCAGGACGAAAUGGUUAAGAAGAUCCUUGGCAACAAAGCCACCUUCAGUCCCAUUGUCACCGUAGAGCCCAGAAGAAGGAAAUUCCAUAAGCCCAUCACAAUGACGAUUCCAGUGCCGCCGCCCUCUGGGGAAGGAGUGACCAAUGGGUACAAAGGCGACACAACACCCAGCCUUCGACUGCUGUGUAGCAUCACAGGAGGCACUUCACCAGCACAGUGGGAAGACAUCACAGGAACCACCCCUCUCACGUUUGUGAAUGAUUGUGUCUCCUUCACAACCAAUGUUUCAGCCAGGUUUUGGUUAGCAGAUUGCCAUCAAGUUCCUGAAACAGUUGGGUUGGCCACACAGCUAUAUAGGGAAUUGAUAUGUGUCCCUUACAUGGCCAAGUUUGUCAUUUUUGCCAAAACAAACGAUGCUGUGGAAUCCAAUUUGCGCUGCUUCUGUAUGACAGAUGAUAAAGUUGACAAAACGCUGGAGCAGCAGGAGAAUUUUGAAGAAGUUGCAAGAAGCAAAGAUAUUGAGGUUUUGGAAGGAAAACCCAUUUAUGUGGAUUGUUAUGGAAAUCUAGCUCCUUUAACGAAAGGAGGACAACAGCUUGUAUUUAAUUUUUAUGCUUUCAAAGAAAAUAGACUGCCAUUUUCUAUCAAGAUCAGAGACACCAGCCAAGAGCCUUGCGGCCGCUUAUCCUUUCUGAAAGAGCCAAAGACCACCAAGGGUCUGCCACAGACAGCCGUUUGCAACUUGAAUAUCACCCUGCCAGCAUAUAAAAAGGAAACAGAAUCAGAUCAAGAUGAUGAGACGGAGAAGACCGACCGCAGACAGAACUUUGUGUCCCUCGCUCUACGUAAGCGCUACAGCUAUCUGACUGAGCCUGGCAUGAUUGAACGGAGUGCCACGGCUACGAGAUCCCUACCCACCACCUAUUCCUACAAGCCAUUCUUGUCCGCAAGACCCUAUCAGUCAUGGACCACAGCACCCAUCACUGUGCCUGGACAAAGCAAAUCGGGCUUCACUUCCCUCUCCAGCUCGUCUUCUAACACACCAACCGCUUCCCCAUUAAAGUCAAUCUGGUCGGUUUCCUCUGCUUCGCCCAUCAAAUCCACGCUAGGAGCCUCCACCACAUCUUCCGUUAAAUCCGUUAGUGAUGUAGCUUCUCCAAUUAGAUCCUUUCGGACAAUCUCGCCUAUGAAAACCAUGGUCUCCCAGCCUCCCUAUAAUGUGCAAGUUACUCCCGGGUCCUUUGUCAGAGCUCCUAUCGUCACGGAAGCUGCUGGUUUGAAAGGGCUGGUGUCGGCUUCUGUGUUCCCCACUCGGACAUCUCCUGUGACCACAGCUGGGUCUCUCUUAGAGAGGUCAUCCAUUACCAUGACGCCUCCGGCCUCUCCUAAAUCUAACCUUAACAUGUAUUCUUCAGGCCUGCCAUUUAAGUCCAUCAUGACAUCAGCCUCUCCUCUCUUGUCUUCACCAUUAAAAUCGGUGGCGUCUCCUGCUAAAUCAGCAGCUGACGCUGUGUCACCCUCUAAAGUCACAAUGGCCGCAUCCCCCGUGAAACACACGGUUGGGCACACAGAGGUGGCCAUGGUGAACGGAUCCAUAUCACCUUUGAAAUACCCAUCUCCCAUCAGCUUGAUCGGCGGUCCCAAGGCCACGGCUGCCUUUCAGGAGAAGAUGGGGGUGACAGCCGCUUCCGCAAGCUGUGCCGUUAAAGCAGCCAGUGACACAGUUGAGAAAAUGCUGCCGGCGACUCCUGCAAAGCCAUUUUCUCCACUCAGGUCGCACGUGUCUUCAACUCCGUCCGCCUUUCAGUCAAUCAGAGCUCCUUCCACUGGGGUGCUCUAUGCGUCUCUCGGGUCAAUCUCAGCAACUACCUCGUCAGUAACUUCAUCAACCAUCACGGUGCCAGUCUAUUCUGUAGUCAAUGUUUUGUCAGAACCAGCACUAAAGAAGCUCCCCGAGACACCCUCCCUGGCCAAAUCAGCAGCUGCCUUGCUCUCGCCUCUUAAAACAUUGACUACAGAGACAUGCACCCAAUCUCCCUUUAACCGAACCUCCUCUCCCGUCAAAUCAUCUUUGUUCUUAGCACCCUCCGCCCUUAAGUUGUCCACACCGUCAUCUUUAUCUUCUAGUCAGGAGAUAUUAAAAGAUGUGGCUGAGAUGAAAGAGGACCUAAUGAGAAUGACAGCAAUAUUGCAGACAGAUGUAAUGGAGGAGAAGGCGUUCCAACCAGAGCUGGCCAAAGAGGGUAGAAUAGAUGAUGAAGAACCUUUUAAGCUUGUUGAGAAAGUCAAAGAGGACCUAGUCAAAGUUAGCGAGAUACUGAAAAAAGAUGUCUGUGUAGAGAAUAAAGCCUCAGCCAAACUCUCUCAGAACGAUAAAGGACACUCCUCUGAGGAGGAAUGGGUAGAGUUCAGUGCAGGUGAGAUUGACGAAGCCAGAUGCCAGGGCAUGAUCAUCCCUCCUCUGACUAUCCCAGAAAAGGUGCAGCUCAAAGCCAAGGCUGUCUCCGAAAAGGAUUACAACUUGAGCAAAGUCAUUGAUUACCUAACAAAUGACAUUGGCAGUAGCUCCCUGGCGAGUUUAAAGUACAAGUUUGAUGACGGGAGAAGGGAAGGGGAAGAGAGGCAGAAAAGGGUUCUAAAACCAGCCAUUGCACUACAAGAACAUAAACUUAAAAUGCCGCCAGCCUCCGUGAGGCCAUCCACUUCUGAGAAAGAAUUGUGUAAAAUCGCUGAUUCCCUUUUUGGAACUGACACUGUUUUGGAGUCUCCCGAUGACUUUUCCCAGCAUGAUCAAGAUAAAAGUCCUUUGUCCGAUAGUGGCUUUGAGACCAGGAGCGAGAAAACCCCUUCAGCCCCGCAGAGUGCAGAAAGCACGGGGCCAAAGCCCCUUUUCCAUGAGGUGCCGCUCCCUCCUGUGAUCACGGAGACCAGGACUGAAGUGGUGCACGUGAUCCGUAGCUAUGAACCCUCAUUGGGGGGAGAGGCCUCUGAGCCUCAUGCAGAAGAACCGCCCUCACCCAAAGUGGUCAGCACCUUUAUGGAGCUGGAGCCCCGGCCCAAUGGCGGCUCCCUGAAGGGGAAGGGGAACGCCUUUCAAGUGAAGGCCAGUAGCGAAGACGAGUGUGCCCUGGCUAAAGGUGUCCGUGUGAAAGAAGAAACCCACAUAAGUACCACCACCAGAAUGGUUUACCACAAACCCCCAUGCACUCAGAGUCCUUCAGAGAGAAUUGAGGAAACCAUGUCUGUUCACGACAUCAUGAAAGCUUUUCAGUCAGGACGGGACCCUUCCAAGGAGCUGGCAGGUCUGUUUGAGCAUAAGUCUUCGGUCUCCCCAGAGGCUGGCAAAUCCACUGAAAUGUCACCCCAGCCCGCAGAGAAGGACUACAAAAUGAAACCCAAACUGGAGCGUAUAAUAGAGGUCCAUAUUGAAAAAGGUAAUCAGUCUGAGCCUACUGAAGUCAUUAUUAGAGAAACCAAAAAGCAUCCAGAGAAAGAAAUGUAUGUAUAUCAGAAAGACUUGUCCCAAGGGGAUGUGGAAAAGCAGGAGGCCCUUCCUUGUUCGGAUGAACAAGGUCAGCCCGAAGAAGAAGAACUGACAGCCGAAGAGUCCCUGCAUUCUUAUUUGGAAUCUUCUAGAGUAAACACUCCUGUCUCCCAGGAAGAAGACAGUCGCCCUAGUUCUGCCCAACUUAUGUCUGAUGACUCGUACAAAACCUUGAAGCUUUUGAGUCAGCACUCAGUAGAGUACCAUGACGAUGAGUUGUCAGAACUAAGAGGGGAAUCUUACAGGUUUGCUGAGAAAAUGCUUCUCUCAGAAAAGCUAGAUGUGUCUUACUCAGACACCGAGGAGUCAGUUACUGACCAUGUCCCCCCCCUUAGCUCAGACUUUCAGGGGCCUGAUAAACGAUCCAGAGAAAAAAUAGCCCCAGCAUCCCCACAAGACAUCCUCACCAAAAUCUCUAAAGAGAUAUCAGAAAAUGGUGUGGGUAAAAUAUCAAAAGAUGAUCCUUAUGAGAAAGUGACAGUGUUGCAUUAUUCCGGAGAUGUUAGUAGCCCAAAGCAUGCUAUGUGGAUGCGUUUUGCCGAGAACAGAUUAGACAGAGGUAGAGAAAAGUUGAUGUAUGAAGACAGGGUGGACAGGACGGUUAAGGAGGCUGAAGAAAAGCUGACCGAAGUAUCGCAGUUCUUCCGGGACAAGACAGAGAAACUGAACGAUGAGCUGAAAUCACCAAAGAAGCAGCAGAAAAGGAAUGGGAGAGAAGCUGGUGUGGGCCUUAGAUCAGCAAGCAGCAGUCCGGAGAAGGUGACUGCUUCUGAGUCACAAAGCGACUGGGCAGGAGGAGGAGUCUGUGCUCAGGAUGGGAAGAGCUGGCCAAAACCUGAGGAGAGGAAGGCAGCCAGUUUGCCCAGCAGCCCAGAGAGGCAGAUUCUCUCUCAGCUGAGCAAAGAUUUGAAGGGAGCAGCUCAGAAAAGCAAAAUCCCAGAGACUCUGCCAACUGGGUUCCAGCUGAAGCAAUCCAAGCUCAGCUCCAUUAGGCUAAAAUUUGAACAGAGCCUAGGCUCCAAAAGUAAGGAGAUGCUUCCAGAGGAGAAAAAGCUGGAUGCGCCAUCUAAAAUCCCAGUGAAAAAGUUGCAGGACAGCAAGCUCCCAGUCUAUCAGUUUUACUCCCGAGAAAAACAGGCCAAAGAGAUAGACCUGGUGGAUGGGAACUUAGCAUUGCAGAAGGAACCUCCUGCCGGCUGCUUCCAAGAUGGCCCCAGGGGCAAAGGCAAAAUUAUUGAGGAUGCAUCUCCUCUGAAGGUCCCCAAGGCCAAGGAUGACAUUCCAAGCAAGACCGUUUCGGCCUUUGCAGAGCAAAAGGUGAAGGGCUUGGCCUAUGGUGCCAGUGCGGUGCCUGUCCCAGCCAAGGGGCACUGGGAUAAAAAGAUUUAUAGGACAUGGGAAAGUCCUGGGACAUCUUCCCCUAAAGCCCAGAGAGAAAAACUUUCCCAUGUGCUUGUGCAAGAUGUAGUCAAAGAAAACCAGAUUGACCCUCUUGAGACUAAAGAUCUGGCCAAAUCUGGUGAACUGAUCACUGUGACUGAAUAUGAGCAGAAAGUGUCCACAAAUGGAUCAGGUUCUAAGGAGGUGAAGGAAGUGAAUGUAAAGUCUCCAUCCAAAAAGGUGCUUUAUAGAGAAUACCUUGUCAGAGAAGGGGACUAUCCCAGUGAAGUGAGGGAUAGGAUUUCUAAGAGAAAAGAACCACCGAUGGCACCCCAUAUUCCAGAAAGAGUUUCAGAAGAGCAAACUAUGUUGGCAGGUGGUGUUCUUGAAGGACAGUCCCCAACUGCACGCCACGAACUGCCAACUCGCUUGCCCCACAUCAGAAUGGAUAAGGAAAAAGUAGAGGGACAAUUCGAUGGGAUGGAACCAAAGAAAGGGGUAGAAUGUAGUCCAGCCAGCGCCAGGCAACUCAGUUGCUUCCAGUUAAGUCCUCCUCACGGGGAGGCAAAGUCAUCCCCCAAUAAGACACCCGAUUCCUUAGAAGUUAGCCCAGGGAAACUGUCUCCCGCAAAGAAAUUUGACCUGAUGAAACCAUCCCCUUUAGCAACAGAGGAAGCAGCAAAGGAGAUAAAAACACUACCUGUUUAUGUCAGUUUUGUUCAGGUAGGGAGGCAGUAUGAAAGAGAGGUACAGCAAGGAACGGUCAAAAAGAUUGUAAGUCAGGAAAGUAAGACAGUGCAAGAGACGAGAGGGGGGUUCUAUACCACCAGGCAGCAGAAGCAGCUUCCCUCCCCCCAAGGUAGCCCAGAGGAUGACACCUUAGAACAGGUGUCCUUUAUGGACAGUUCUGGGAAAAGCCCCCUAACCCCAGAGACACCAAGCUCAGAGGAAGUGAGUUACGAGUUUACCUCCAAAACACCCGAUUCACUCAUUGCUUAUAUACCCGGCAAACCGAGCCCAAUCCCUGAGGUGUCGGAGGAGUCUGAGGAGGAGGCCGAAGCCAAGUCCACCUCCAUAAAACAGUCUCCCCCAAUUGAGCAAGAGCUGCCCAUUAACUUGGACAGGGAAUCUAACAAAAGGCCGAAGGGAAACCGGGUGGCCUACAUUGAAUUUCCACCACCUCCUCCAUUAGAUGCUGAUCAUUCAGAGCCAGAAAAGCCGCGUCCCUCCUCUGAGAGUGACAUGGAGCUGACAGAAGUCAACCUUCAGGAUGAACUUGAGAGGCGUCAGCUGGCUGAACCAGUCAUCCGCGUUCAGCCCCCUUCUCCUGUGCUGCCAGGAGAAGAUCUAAGCGACUCCAGCGAUGACGAGUCUUUGUAUCAGCCCGUUCCAAUUAAAAGAUACAUGUUUAAACUGAACGAUAUCGAAGAUGACCGGAAGGAGAUCACCGCACGCAAAUUCUCUGAAAUGAAGGAGACCAGAAAGCCCAAUGAAUUUGAUUUGGCUCUUGAAUCUCCCCAGAAUGAUGUGGCACCCAAUGGGAACAAUGACCAGUCAGUUACCGAGUGCUCAAUAGCGACCACCGCAGAAUUCUCCCACGAUACAGAUGCUACCGAAAUUGACUCUCUCGAUGGGUAUGACCUGCAAGAUGAGGACGAUGGGCUGACCGAGAGUGAUUCCAAGCACGCGUAUCCAGCAGUAGAAACUAAAAAAGAUAUCUGGGCUACUGAAGGCAUCUUGAAGCAGACUGAUCGGAGUUUUAGCCAAAGUAAGCUGGAAAUUAUUGAGGAGGAGGAAAAAGUCGGCUCUGAGGAAAAGAAGAAACCCUUAUCAAAAUGUCCAGCAGCUGAAAAAAAUGUCGAUAAGGCUGAACAAAAGCCGGGGGCGCAGUUCUUCACUUUGGAAGGCCGACAUCCUGAUAGGACAGUGUUUCCUGACACGUAUUUCAGUUACAAAGUAGACGAAGAGUUUGCCACUCCUUUUAAAACUAUAGCCACCAAGAGCCUAGAUUUUGACCCUUGGUCCAGUAACCGUGGAGAUGAUGAAGUCUUUGAAUCCAAAAGCAGGGAUGAUGACACCAAGCCUUUUGGCCUGGCAGUGGAAGACAGGUCUCCAGCCACCACCCCAGACACGACGCCCGCUAGGACACCGACAGAUGAAAGUACCCCAACUAGUGAGCCCAACCCCUUCCCGUUUCAUGAAGGGAAGAUGUUUGAGAUGACUCGCAGUGGUGCAAUUGACAUGAGCAAGAGGGAUUUUGUUGAAGAAAGACUCCAAUUUUUUCAGAUUGGUGAGCAUACUUCUGAAGGGAAGUCAGGGGACAAGGGGGAAGGGGAUAACAAUAAAGUCACUGCCAUCACACAGCCGCAGUCAGGGGACAAAACGGUAGAGAAAACCGUAGAGAGAGAAGUAGAAACGCCAACAGUUGAACCUAAGCUCAUCCUCCAGGCCAGUGGAGAUGGCAUGGAAGCAACACCUGGUUGUAGCUCACUGGAGAAAUCGUCCAUGGCGCUUCACGCUUCUAAAGUCGAUCCCAAAUUGCGCACCCCGAUUAAAAUGGGCAUUUCGGCUUCCACCAUGACGCUGAAGAAAGACAUGUCUGGGGAAAUGUCAGAUAAGCUAGAGACGGUGACACCAGGGACUCAGGGCUUAGACUGCGAAGCUGUAGAGGAGGUCGCAGACACGGCUGUGCUUAACCAGACCAGCAGUAGGGAAGCAGAAAAGUAUGAUUUUCCAAAAGAUAAUUUUAAUAACAACAACAAUUUGGACCCAUGCACCACACCUACCAAUCACCUUACUUGUACAGUAGUGCUAAAUGAACACUUUGAGUCCAAAUGUCCCACCCAGAAAGCUAAUCCAAUGAAACACCCUUCAGGAAACGGUCCCGGUGCAACCCAAGGAGACUGUAAGCAGAAAAGACUCAGAGAGCAGCAGGCGCCCUCCGAACCAGUUGGGAAUCGAACACGCUCCCGGCUUCCCGUAAAAGCCAAAGACGCAGUGCUGCAUAGCAUUAGCCAGACCGGCAGGGGGAGUCAUGUCAGGGAGGCUAGGCGAGUUGACCCAAGGAAGCCGUGCAGCUCUUCUCUACCCGUAGAGGGGAGGUCUAAGAUUCCCAUAAAAAACACGCAGAGGCAUAGCCUGGCCUUAGCUAGAAAAAUGCCACCAGCUCAAAGCCAAGGGCAGGUAGAGAGAAGCAAGGCCAACUCUUUUCCUUCUAAAUUACCAUUAAAGGUAAGAUCUACCACCACCACCACCACCGUCACUGCCGCAGCCGCAACAACUGUUAAAGCAAAGCAAGGUCAGCUUAGGGAGGUAUGUAAACAUUCUAUUGAAUAUUUUAAGGGAAUUAGCGGUGAGGCUUUAAAGCUUGUCGACCGACUAUCUGAUGAACAGAAAAAAAUGCCACCAGGAGUAUCUGAGGAGGUGGAGGAGGAGGAGGAGGAGGAAGAAGAAGAUAGUACCUCAAGAACCACAUCCCUGUCCGAAGCCACUCAAGUUUUCCAGCCAUCCAUUGCAACGAAGCCCGCUAGAGAUAUGAGAACAGAGGCAGCACCUUUAAAAUCAAAGAUUGAAAAGUCCGACAGUGACAGGAGGAGGAGGAUGAGGAGGAGUAAGAGAAGGACUGGUCCACAGAGCCCCUGCGAGCGGACAGAUAUAAGGAUGGCAAUUGUGGCUGAUCACCUGGGACUUAGCUGGACAGAACUGGCAAGAGAGCUGAAUUUUUCUGUUGACGAAAUUAAUCAGAUUCGAGUGGAAAACCCAAAUUCUUUAAUUGCUCAGAGCUUCAUGUUGUUAAAGAAAUGGGUUAUAAGAGAUGGAAAAAAUGCUACAACUGAUGCCUUAACUUCUGUAUUAACAAAAAUCAAUCGGAUCGACAUUGUAACUUUGUUGGAAGGACCAAUAUUUGACUAUGGCAACAUAUCAGGCACCAGAAGUUUUGCAGAUGAAAAUAAUGUUUUCCACGAUACUGUUGAUGGUUGGCAGAACGAGGCCCCCAGAGUCAAGGUGGAACCAACGUCUUCAGCACGCAGAAUAAGCGGAGAGUUGCUAAAUCGAUUGGACGACAGCCCUGGUCAAUGCAGAGAUUCUAUUACCUCAUAUAUCAAAGGGGAAGCAGGAAAACUAGAGACCAAUGGGAGCUACUCAGAACCUACAUUAGAAGCAAAAGCUAAGACUUUUGUCCAGGACUCUGUGAACAGUCUUGGAAAACAGAGCGACAAGGAAACUGUGAAACCAAAAAUGCAAAGCUCUCUCCGAACUGAGCAGCAAACAAUCUCAUUAACAUCCCACCAGAAAUCCUUGCAAGAGGCAAGCAAGCCAGCAGUUGAUACACCUAAAACCUCUGUGCCUGUUAGCAUGAAAAAGACAAGCUGGAAUAUUUCUGACAGCAGCAAGCCAAGAUCAAAAGCUCAGGAAGACGAUGGAACAGCGGCUGCGUCAGAACAAAAGCAGGGAGAAGGGUGUAAAGUGAAAAUGAAAAAAGAAGCCCGGCAUGCAGAGAAGACGACCUACUCCUAACAGCCAAACAGUGAAUGACUGUGUGCUUUUACUGCCAGUAUUCUAGAGAGAAACUCGAGGACAAAUGAAAUCAACAGGAAUGAUCAAGUCACGGACAAAAGUGUGUGUGUGUGUGUGUGUGUUUGCUGCUUCCACACAUUAACCGCAUGGUUUUUAUGUGAAGAACCACAACAAAAACACAUUUAAUUUAGCAUGAGCCAGUUCUACACGAGCAUGGAAACCCACUUUCAUUCACACCAUUAGAGAGGAUGCAGCGAGAGAAGAAGUGACGGAUGUCCAGGGUACUCCUAGGCAACGGCUUCACAGAAGCAACGCAAAGCCACGGCGGAACCAAGGAAUUCCUGUUGCAAGAGAGAUUUCAAAGGACACCGGAGAAUGGUUCAAACUACUGAAAGGCACUAAAAAUUAUUAAAAUCCACAACAGCUCGCCUUAUUUUUCUCAGACCCAAACUGUCAGGGUACUAAAAUACACCUUUUUUUUUGUUGUUUUCAUUUUUAAAAACAAAAACAAAGAAGACUAACAUUGCUUGUCUCAUUGUAAAUAACACUGUGUAAAUUCUAAAGAGAAGGAGGGGGCUGCAGGCUGAUCAGGCACUGCCUCCUAGCUCACAAACUGAAUCCUGCGUUUGCAUUGAACAGAAGUCAGUGUCUCGGAGGUCCCACUACACCUGCCGGGGUAUUCUGGGUGUAUCUUCACAGAUUCUUGUAUAUUUAGCUAUUAUAAUGUUUGUAUAUGCAAAAAGGCUAGCUUGAUUUUAAAAAAAUCUUUAAAAUCUGCUGCAAAUUUAAUGAUUCCUAAGAUGGGGAAUUCUGUAGUUCUGUGAAAUCAAGGAUUCUCUCCGGAGUACUAAUAUUUUGAUGCAUGCGUUCCGCCUUAUUUUGAUGAACUCUUUUCCAGUUUUGCAAAUAUAUUAGAUUGCGACGUGAGAGACGGGAUCCUGGGGCGCAGUUCAUCAAGCACAGCUGCUGAGGAAGGCCUCCUCAUUUCUGCUUGCAGUGGGUGGAGGAUCGAGGUCGCCUGGGCAGGGCGGCUAUUCAGGAGCAGGGCUGCUUGUGGAAGCCUAUCCAUAACCUCUAAACAUAAAGCCCCUCAUCUAAUGUUUGUUGCUCUUGCCAGUUUUUCUGCUGGAAAUGAUCUCAAACUUAAACAGAAACCAUAACAUAUACAGUAGUUGCUUUUGCGGAGGGGGGGGUGCUACCUGUCCUGCUUUCCACUGGGGGGAAAUGCUUGCAGCUUUCGGCAGUUUGGGGUGAUGCUCUUGGAAGCCCCAGUGGGGGAUAUUUAAAAAAAAAGAGGGGGGGAAAGGAAGAAAGAGAAUUUCUUAGCUAACAAGAGUGACAGCACGCUGUAAAAAUAUUACUAUAUUGUGUACUGGCUCUAAGAUGUAGAAUCUUUCAGGAAGCCAAUCAUGUGUAAUCAUCCUAGCAGAUUAAUAUUAGGUUGUUAAGGCUGCUGUGUUUUAAAGGGCAUUUUUAUUUGGGUUUUUGGUGAAAUACUUUUAAUUUGUUAAUUAUCUUCAUAUGGAAACAGGAUUUGUUGAUAAUAGCUCUACUUACAUAUGUAUGAAAAAAACCCCCACCAACACUGGAUGAUCUAGUUGAUAAUUUAAGCAUAAAAUAAAUUGUGUUAAAACACUUCAAUGA
Messenger RNA from Ahaetulla prasina, 15170 nucleotides. It is a transcript of the gene ANK3, whose product is annotated as ankyrin 3. The transcript is spliced from 44 exons. Bases 534 to 13526 code for a protein of 4330 amino acids. Gene Ontology annotation, biological process: signal transduction. Gene Ontology annotation, molecular function: protein binding. Lineage: Eukaryota; Metazoa; Chordata; Lepidosauria; Squamata; Colubridae. The record is from RefSeq and is a predicted model, not a curated record.